Amphimedon queenslandica is the source of this 504-nucleotide messenger RNA. Its product is annotated as diphosphoinositol polyphosphate phosphohydrolase 1-like. Gene Ontology annotation, molecular function: endopolyphosphatase activity; diphosphoinositol-polyphosphate diphosphatase activity; bis(5'-adenosyl)-pentaphosphatase activity. Gene Ontology annotation, cellular component: nucleus; cytoplasm. The transcript has 5 exons. NCBI's taxonomy places the organism in Eukaryota, Metazoa, Porifera, Demospongiae, Haplosclerida, Niphatidae. Gene Ontology annotation, biological process: adenosine 5'-(hexahydrogen pentaphosphate) catabolic process; diphosphoinositol polyphosphate metabolic process; diadenosine hexaphosphate catabolic process. The record is from RefSeq and is a predicted model, not a curated record. The coding region runs from base 1 to 504 and encodes 167 amino acids.
AUGGAGGCGUCAGUUGGGAUGUUUACAGGCAUGGAAGGGAAGCUAAAGAAGAAAGGCGUCAAGGCCAAGGAAGCCUCAAACCAGAGAGUCUACGAUAAAGAUGGAUACAGGAGACGUGUAGACUGUUUACUCUUUAGAAAUUCAAAGAAACAAGAAGUAUUGUUGGUGUCUAGCAGGAAUCAUCCUGAUCUUUGGACUAUUGCUGGCGGUGGUAUAGAGCCACUGGAAACACCAGCACAAGCUGCAGUAAGAGAAGGACAUGAAGAAGCCGGAGUCACUUGUGAAGUAAUAAGUAGUAUAGGAGUGUUUGAGGAUAAAGAGAGAAAGACAAGAACUGAAGCAUUCUCUAUGCUUGUGACGAGCGAAGCAGAGGAUUACUUGGACAAAAAUAACUGGGGAAGGUCAAAGAAAUGGUUCUCAGUCAAAGAAGCAAUAGAGAUUCUUAAUAUGAGACAAAAGUACGAUAAGAUGGCAUAUUUCGCACUAGCUGGGUGUGAAAACUAA